Molecule: messenger RNA, 7365 nt
Organism: Porites evermanni
Lineage: Eukaryota; Metazoa; Cnidaria; Anthozoa; Scleractinia; Poritidae
Source: the annotation of a GenBank genome assembly
AUGGCGUCCAAAGGGAACUCGGUGUUUUCACGAAUCAUUCGCCGUGAACUUCCCGCUACGUUUCUUCAUGAGGAUGAUCAGGUAAACCAAGAACGAUGUGUAACUCGAACUCUAAUUCUACACCGACUACACUCGCACCUAUAGUUGAACACCUGCAAAUUCAACAAAUUCAGCCUGCAGUCACUGCAGUUGCCUGAAGGCUGGUGAGAAUAAUGUAAUCUUGUAUUCUCCCCUUUCUCUAUGGCUAUGGGCACUCGUUCAUAUUCAAACUCCCAGUGACGUGUUGGUGGGUGGGGGAUGGGAUAGGGUGGGUGUUAAAAUUUGAAAUGAGCGGUUUACAUUUGUGGUACCCACACUUUUUUCAAAAAGAUAUCUCUUGAUGCAAGUUUAAAAAAUUGCUUAAUUCUGUAUGUAAAACAAAAUGAAUACUGGGUCAUUAAAUGAGGUCUUUGUCUUAAAAACGGUAGCAAAAUGAACCUAUUUUGCCUACACUACCCAGAUAGACACCUACACAAGAAUAAAUACAGGGGCCUGUAGGUCAGCAAAAACCUCAAAGCAAGUUUGUUACAAAAUUACCAUUAGAUUACAAGACCACACUUAAUUACAAAACACCCUCUGGUAAAAAACAAACCUUGAAAGAAGCUAAGUACAACACUGCCAGAUACGAAAACCCAAAACCACUUUGUGGAAAAAAGGGAACGUACAUCGCUGCCUGCUGAAAUCAGCUGCGGUGCCGACAACUCAGGGGCAGAGGUAUGCAAAAACUACCUUAUUGGAACUGAAUUUCGUGGGUAGUUAAUUUCACAAUUUUGACAAGAGAGUAUUUUGCAGAAUUUUAUUUUCAAGAUUUUAACAGGCAAAUGUGAUAAAAGGACAAUAAAAUUCACGAUUUAACCAUUCUCAACUUCAUUUUAUUUUUUCAAAAGUCUGAACCUUUAAAAACUUUUCGAUAAACUACAACAAAAUAAUAAUGUGUGAAAUCUUUGAAAACUAAAGUUAUUUCAAAAGUGAAGAUACAAAAAGGAGCUUACCAGUAAAACCAGUCAGCAAUUUGUGUUUGUCCAUACAUAUCCUUCAUAUGUCAAUUGUGGCCACUACAAGUUAAUUCUUCAGGGUUGUCACUAAGAUUUCAAGUUUCAAGUUACGGGGUAUUUGUAGUUAGUAGCCGGAGAAGUCGCAAGCAGUCAUGGAGACCCCCCCCCCCUCCCCCAAGAAGUUUUUGAAGUGCAACUUCUACCGUUUUCCAAAAGGCAUUCCCGCUCCAAAAAAGCAAUCUUCAUCAAGAGUACAGCUAUCAUCAGCGGUUUUAUGAUGAUCAUGUCUUUAUUAAAGAAAACUACAACAUUCUGAGACACUAAAAUAAUAACUUUUUACUUUACGUAAAGGCUCGUUAGAGGGCUUUUUAGUGGCCGCCAAAUGGGAAUAUACAUGUAAGCACCGGGUCUGAAAACAUGACAAGUAGGCACCAGUCAUGUUAUCCACACAGUCUUGUCUUCAUGCAGACAAGGCGCAUGCUGGCUAGUGCAGUGUUAAAUCACAACGAUACUUUACAAAUGUUAAAAAUGUGGAAGGGACAAUUAAUUCUUAUAUGGUGCCAAUGAAUUAACAUGCGCUGCAAAAUUAAUUGUAAAUCCUCAUUUAAUUUAUACGUAAGAACGAAACAACUUACGUAGGGAAAACAAAAGUAAAACUAAUAUUACAAAUCACGGAGAAGCGUAAGGACGUCAAGCGAACGAUGAAUGUACGAGAAAGCAUCAUAAACACGAGGUUACUAUGGUUUGUUGAAAAAUAAAAGUAUGAUAAGGCUAAAACAAUCCUAACGUAUGAAAAAUCGCGGGAUAAAAUAUUGCAAAACUAAACUGCAUAACUGGUAACAUUAGUGGUCUUGAAUUUAGGAACGAAACAUCACUUAACAUACGAAGAAACUGACCUACGGAAAAGCGUUUAAAAGACAGGGCUAAUACUUUAUAAACGACGCUGAGAUGUCAAAACAAGACUGAAGGAGAAGAAUGCAAAAGUAAUGCUAAUGCUUAACUUCACUUUUAUAUAUAACUUCUUGGAAGUAGAACUGAGAGGAUGUGAUCUUGACCUGCGGACAAUGAUCGAACAUUUCCCGUUGACCGUGCGUUAUUUUAUAUACUCGAUACCUAAAGUUAAAUGUAGACCUGGUCACUUAACGUCAAUUUACUAAACAUUGAAAUCGGUCAUAGUCUUCAUCUUCAAAGCCUUCAUCAUAAUUCUCAUUAUCAUCAACAUCAGCAUCAGGGAGAUUUAACGUUCGGAUGAAGCCUUAACUUCUUCUGUGAUGUCAACAGAGAUCUGCUCAGGUCUUUCAUCGUGAACAAAGAGUGCAGAUUCCUUUGCCACUUCUUCGACAUGUUCAACACAAAGCCUACACAACAGUUGAUGACAAAGGUGACGGCAGCGAAAACGCCACUUUUAAAAUGAAUUGGCGUUUUUUCCAACUUUGUCGUGUUUAUUUCAAUUCGCUGAAAAUAGCUAAUGUAGGCCAAUUUCCCCGGAGUUGAUGUCUUUGGGACCACACUCAAGUUUAGAAAGAGAAAGAAAAGUUUGUUGUCACUUGUUUGCGUCCUCCAUAAAAUGUGAAACUAGGCAUUUUCACGUUGUAGUCGUGCAGUAACAGCAAAGAAAUGUACAAAAAAGCAUGAUGCACGUGCAAACUAGUUGUUUUGCUCAAUAAACCUAUUGCUUUUUUGACGUUCUCGUUCCCGUCACCGUCGUGGUUGCUAAAACUCCCUACUGACAUUUCGCAAACGGAGAGUUUUCGCGCGUGUGUACUAGUACCAAAUCUAAGUCAGAUGUCUUUUUCCGACAUUUCUUAGUUUUUGAACGCGAGUAUUUCAAAAUUACUUAAAACUGCUGCAGAUGAAACUUGCAUUUAGUUUGAUGGAUAGUCUUUGUGUGUUUGAAAGGUGUGCUCUUUUGGUUUAAUUAAACGACGAAAGUAGCAGGGGGAAAUCCCCGGCCCCCGGCCCUUAGUGACAACCCUGAUUCUUUUUUUGAAUUUUCUAUGUGGGUAUAAAAUUUCUCGUGCUUAAAAAUCAUGAGGAUUUAUUUUCGUGAUUUUUUCUACAAUCUUGAAAGACACGAAAUUGAUUACCAAUAAGGUAGCUUCCAAAUGCCUAUAAACAAAAUUAUAUAACAAAAUUGGAAAAUAAAAAAGUUAGGAGCUCAAAUGAAUGCUGACCUAGACUGAUCCAAAUUUGCAAAUAUGUACAACUAAACAUGUCUGAAAAAACUACCCACAAUUUCUCCUAGCCAAGCCAUUCCUCUGGUCCGUGCCAGCAAAAUAGCUAUUAGUGCACCCACCAUGACCUCAACACAUGUAAAAAGGCCAAAAUCUGGAAUUACGUAUUUCUGAUUGGUCCACACAGAAAACAUCUAGCACAGUUCUGUUCUGAUUGGCUUAAAGGUUUUAUGUUUUACAGGAUUUUGACACUUGCAAUUAAAUAGUGUUUGAAUAAGAUGUAUCUGAUUCAUUUAGAUAACAUAUUCCCCCAGGUUUAAAGGUGAUGUUACAUGCCUGGAUACAUAGACUGAUCUGCAAUGGCGAUUUUUAGCACAACAAAGCAUUGCAAUGUUAAAACAGUGUUGUAACCAUUUGAAACAAUGUUGCAACACUGUUUGUGCUCAAAAUUAUUGUCUUCUCGAAUUGUCCUGUGUAACAUCACCUUAAGUUUGUAGUUUCAUUUUUGUGGCUAAUAAUACAGUCAAACCACCCAUAAGUGACCACUCAAAAUGUGAAGAGUUGGUGUUCACUUAUCAGAGAUGGUUGCUUAUGAGAGUCAAACUGCAGGAGGUCUUUUAUGAGGAGAAAUCUGGAAACAUCAGAUCUAGGUUUUGGAGAGAAUUUCUUGGAAACAUUUUUAGAUAACAAUAAUAUUAUAUGUAAAUCCAUGUUGUUUCUAAAGGUUUGUCUACUAUCCUUAGUAACAAAGUAGAUGUUGGGAACAAAAAACAGAACUACAUUACAUCAGGUGGUCGCUGCUCAAGAAGAGGUUUAAAAACAAUGGAAAAUCUUAAAACCCUCAUGCUAAACAAUGGUUGUCGUCGCUCAUUGUUAUUCGGACUUUAACUGAGGAAUUGACUGAGACAACUUGAAUGAAACGAAGCCAUUCUUUCUCUCCUUUAAUCACACAAGGACUCCUGGGAAGACUCCAAAAACUACUUCAUGUAGCAUCUCUCCUUUUGCAGUAAAAAACGAUUUUACUAAAAUCAGCGACUUGAAUUCAGAAAUUAUCUGGCCUAGAACGCGUACUUAAAUGUCUUUCUGCUAUAUGUUGACUUGAUCCUAGGAAGUAAAGCAAAAACUCAGGUUCAAAGAACUAAAGUUAAUGUCAAAGUUCAGUUCAUAAAUCGUCUAUUAAACGUAGUCUGCAAAUCUUGAUGGGCGAACACGGACUCUGCCACUUCUUGUAACAAGAGUCUGAGGUUGCUGCGAUUUCCUUUCUUCUUUCCUUUCUUCUUUCGAUGUAAGUUCAGGGUGGACAUCUGCUGGUUUUGGCAAAGGUGAGCUCUGCUUGGUGGAGCUGCUAUCGGUGAUGAUGGGCUGCUGAUGUCCUUGACCAGGAUCUUGGUGGAUGAACUUCCGAUUACAUCUGUAUAGGUUUCCGUUACCUGUUUCGAUCAGGUACGAACGUGGGCCAACUUUUGCCACACACGAGCCUUUGUCCCGUGGAGCUUUGGGGUUUACUGGCUGAAGACGUACUGGUUCUCCAAUUUGAAGCUCUGGCAAUGGUCUUGCGCUCUUGCCGUAAGCUGCUUUGGUCUGCUGCCUCUUACGUUUAAUGUUGUCAUGUACACCUUCUGACGUGAACAACUGUCCCACAUAAGUUACUUGGUCUAACUUCAACCUCAACUUGUUCUUGUUAAAUUUUAGAUUAACACUGCGUGCAUGCUUUAGCAAGUUCACUAAAUUGCGAUCGUGAUCUGUUAAAGCUUCUUCCAUAGAUUCUCUGCUGCCAUAACAUUAGAUGUCAUCUGCAAUUACUUCUACUCCAUUAAGGCCUGCGAGCGCUUCAUUCUGGCGCCGUUGAUACUCUUUUGGGGCACUGCUGAUUCCUUGUGGCAUGCAAAGCUAGUGACAUCUCCCAAAAGGAGUCCAGAACGUUGUAAGGAGUGAACUUUCAUUGUCAAGCUUAACUUGAUGGAACCCAUCUUUGGCAUCUAAUACUGUAAAUACUUUUGCCUUUGACAGCUUUGGUAGCACCUGGUCCACUGUCAGCAUCUGAUACUUUGGCCUCUUUAUGGCUCUAUUCACAUCACGUUGAUCAAUGCACACCCUCAGUUUCCCGGGCUUCUGCACAGCUACAAGACUACUGAUCCAUUCUGUUGGCUUAGUUUCCUUGACAAUGAUGCCUUGCUUCCCACUUAAUUCUGACACCAUGUUAUUCGGACUUUAACUGAGGAAUUGACUGAGACAACUUGAAUGAAACGAAGCCAUGCUUUCUCUCCUUUAAUCACACAAGGACUCCUAGGAAGACUCCAAAAACUACCUCAUGUAACACUCAUGGAGGCAGUCAUUUACAAGAGUUUCCAACCAUAAGGCUUUGACUGGGAAAAGUGUGGUGGUUUAGAUAUUAAAAGUUGAGGUCACCUAAGGAAGGUGUCGUUUAUGAGACAUGGUGGCACAUGGAGGUUCAACUGUUAUAUUGAAAUAAAACUCUAGAUGAUAUUACCUUAUCACAGAAAUAAUCUUGUGUUAGUUUUUUAAAGAAAUGAAUGUUUUGAGGUUAAUUUAUUUAAAUGGAGGGUGGCAAGUGGCCUGUGGAAAAAAAAUUAGCAGGCGUUCUUUUUCUCCCUCUCUUCUGAAAGAAAGAGCCUUGUCGCAGGUUAACAUAGGUAUUAAAUAUCAUAUUCUCCUUCAUGCCUUUCCCCCAACUCCACCACUUAACCCCUUUUACAGAGAAAUUUAAUAUAAUUGCCCUCAUACAUCCAUUAUCAACCAUAGAGUUGGAUAAACUAUAAACAGAAAUAGCAAUGAGUGAGUAGGUACUUUUGAUUACAGUCGAUUUGAUUACUUUAUUUUCAGUGCAUAGCCAUUGAGGACAUUAAUCCACAAGCCCCAGUUCAUUUCCUGGUUAUACCAAAGAAAGAAAUAAGAAAGAUAACUGAUGCUACAGAUGAGGAUGAACAAGUAUGUUAACCACUUUGUUUUUUUAUAGUACAUUUACCCCUUGAUUUUUAUAUGACUGCUGUGUUUAAAAAUUAAGGUAUUGCUGUCAUUGCAAGUUAAAUUUACUGGAUGGGUCAAUUAUUUAAUACCCUCAGAGAGCUGUUAUCAGUACCAGGAGUUUGGGUGGGUGUUUGCCAUGGGCACCCUGAAUCCCUUAGCCCAUUACUAUAGGGUCAAACCUUUAAAAAGUUGACACUCAUGAGAUCAGAGUAACGGCAUUUGGGUUCCCUGUGAGGGUAUCUUGGAUGGUAUAUCACACCAUUGCAGCGUGCAAAGAAAGUCGUGUCCGAUAGCCCGGGGCUAGUGGAUUUUGCUAUUGAGCUAGUGACUUUUGUUCUUAACUUGUCCAACGGGCAAGUGAUGUUUUGGGGGGAAAUUCAAAUUACAGAAGGAUUGUAAUCAAUCCUGCUAAUCAAAAAGGGUUUUGGGGACUAGUUGAAAUGACUUGUGGGCUAGUACAUGCUGGCUACAGCUUGUCCGAAUGACAGGCUGUAAAACUGACUGUCUUUGCACCCUGCCAUUGACUACAAACCUACCCCUAUCCCGCCUCCUUUAUGUUUCAUCCCAGGGGGGUACUUCUCAGUAGUAGGCUGAUGGUUAUGAGCCACUGGAUGGGGUCGCAUUUUCACGACAGGAUUGACUAUUAUGGAGUUGCAUUUAAAGGAAUUUAAAGGAAAAAUGGAAUAGCAGAUCAGGCUAGAAAUGGGGAGUUCUGGAUCCUAUUAACCUGUCCUCUCACUUUCAACUCCUUUUUCACCCAGUCACGUUGAGAGAGAAAUUCUUAUAAUGAAAAUGUAUCAGAGCUGUCAUAAAUUUUUAGAGCAGCCAUAGCAAGUAAAGAUUCACCCAUAACAUCUUCCCAGAACUUUGUAGUGUCACCUAAAAUUGUAGCUUCCACUUUGAUCAACCAUAAAAUGAAGUGAGCUCAGCUGUAAAAGGUGUUGUGGGUUAUGGCCCUUAAUGACAGCUUUGUGAAUGACUAUGUUUUUUUUUUCAGCUUCUUGGUCACUGUAUGAUUGUCGCAAAGAAAGUAGCAGCCCAGAAGGGUAUUGACCAGGAAGGCUAUCGUGUGGUAAUCAAUAAUGGUCAACAUGGCUGUCAGUCUGUCUAUCACAUCCUUUUACACGUUUUAGGAGGGCGAAAGCUUAAGUUCCCUCCAGGAUGACUGG